This is a messenger RNA of Aphanomyces invadans, 102 nucleotides long. RefSeq lists its product as hypothetical. The transcript has a single exon. The annotation marks the transcript as partial. Lineage: Eukaryota; Oomycota; Saprolegniomycetes; Saprolegniales; Verrucalvaceae. The record is from RefSeq and is a predicted model, not a curated record.
AUUGAAAACACGGCCAGUGUUUGUCUGCUACAAAUUGACGUACUCCAUGAGGAGUCGGACGAACACCGUGCAUCCCAAUAUUUGGCGGGCUUACUUCAGUAA